Molecule: messenger RNA, 1347 nt
Organism: Prunus armeniaca (apricot)
Lineage: Eukaryota; Viridiplantae; Streptophyta; Magnoliopsida; Rosales; Rosaceae
Source: the annotation of a GenBank genome assembly
AUGGAGGCGAUGAUCUACGAUCUGGUGGAGUAUGUGGUUGAGUUCUUCACAAAACCCUCGAUAACCGAAACAUUUGUCGACAUUUUGCUCUGCGCAGUCCCGAUAUGGUUGGCUGUCAUGAUAGGCUUGGUGAUCGGGUGGUCAUGGAGGCCCAGGUGGACGGGCCUCCUCUUCCUUGGGCUUCGGAGCAAGGUCCGGUUCCUCUGGACCGCGCCGCCGGGCUUUGGCGCUCGCCGGCUCUGGCUUGCUUUCACGGCGCUCUCCGCUUUCUCCAUUUGCCGUACGAUUUGGUCCAAUUUCAAGAGUAAAGGCAAACUUGCCCCGUCUUCGGCUCCGGACUCGGCGGCUUCGGCUUCCCUAGCCGCGCCGAAGCUUUCGGCCGACGGCACUGACAUUGUUGGAUCCAUCACUAGAGGUGCCGAGAGAGUCCAGGAUGUUGUCACAGAAACUGAUUUGGAGCACCUAGUGAAUUUAAUUGGAGGGAGAGAUGGAGAGAUGGAAUGGCAAAGUUUGAUGGAGAGAUCCACCCCGAGCAUGGCAUACAAAGCAUGGCGUCAUGAUCCUGAGACGGGCCCCACUGUAUACUGUAGUAGAACUGUCUUUGAGGAUGCAACUCACGAGUUGGUCAGAGAUUUCUUCUGGGAUGAUGAGUUUCGACCUAAAUGGGAUCCAAUGCUUACAUAUUGUAAGAUAUUGGAGGAAUGCCCUCAGACUGGAACUAUGAUUGUUCACUGGAUUAAAAAGUUCCCUUUUUUCUGCAGUGAUCGGGAAUAUUUAAUUGGUCGAAGAAUAUGGGAGGCUGGAAAAACUUAUUAUUGUGUGACAAAGGGUGUUCCGUAUCCAGGUUUGCCUAAGCGUGACAAGCCCAGACGUGUGGAACAUUAUUUCUCUAGUUGGAUUAUCAAGGCUGUUGAGUCUCGGAAGGGGGAUGGACAGUUAUCUGCAUGCGAGGUUACCCUCGUACACUAUGAAGACAUGGGGAUCCCAAAAGAUGUGGCAAAGUUGGGUGUCCGUCAUGGGAUGUGGUGCACUGUCAAGAAAUUACACUCGGGUAUGAGAGCAUACCAGAAUGCGAGGAAAUCAGAGGCAUCUCCAUCUAAAUGUGCCCUGAUGGCUAGAAUCACCACUAAGGUAUCCUCUGAUGGAAGCAUGAAUUAUUUGGAGCCAGCAUCUGGUGAAGAAGAAAAAGGUCAAACCAUAAAAAAUACAAGACAAAAUGACAAUGGCAUUGAUUGGAAAUGGAUAGUUAUAGGUGGAACUGUGGCUCUGGUAUGCGGACUUCACACAGGUGCGAUUGGGAAAGGAUUGUUACUUGGAGCGGGGCAGAGAUUUGCCCGAAGGAGAUGA